This is a messenger RNA of Poecilia latipinna (sailfin molly), 4432 nucleotides long. It is a transcript of the gene tmem150c, whose product is annotated as transmembrane protein 150C. Gene Ontology annotation, cellular component: plasma membrane. The coding region runs from base 1195 to 1941 and encodes 248 amino acids. The record is from RefSeq and is a predicted model, not a curated record. The transcript is spliced from 8 exons. NCBI's taxonomy places the organism in Eukaryota, Metazoa, Chordata, Actinopteri, Cyprinodontiformes, Poeciliidae.
GCGCCGUUUCGUGUCGGGACGCGUUUGUGACGUUGUUAUGUCUGACUUCCUCAAUGUGUUAUUUAGCGGUAGAAUACAUUUCUCUCAGUAUUUUUCGACAAUUUAAGUGUUAAAAUAUGGUCACAGCGAAACUGUCACUCCAGAUAUGAGGAGAACCUUCAUUAGCUGCAAGGAAACGCACUUCCUUUCACCAAGUUUAAUGGUUGAAUAGCAGCAGCUCAGGUUCAAACAUAAUCAGCUUAAUGUUAUCCUGCUUUUAUCUUCCCUAAAAUUUAUUUUAAGAAUUAAUUUCAUUGCAAAAAAAAAGAGGAAGAUGUAACAUUUCUAAGAAGAGAUGCAUUCAAUUCAGCUCAAUUUAAAAAAAUACUUGAAGGGAAAUUAAAGGAACUGAAGUAUUUAAUUCAACUCAUUUCAAAACUGCCGUUAUUUAAAGUGAAAUUAAAGGAAAGGAUCUCUGGUAGCAGACAGAAAAAGAGAAGGUGGACAGCAUUCUCAAGCGAAGAACCCUUACCGUCUCCUGCAGAGAAGAGCAACGUGUUCUUUCCGUCUGAGCAGUCAGUUCACUUACAUCUGAACAGAAUAAAAAGGCCUUGAGCCGAGGUGAAGAGGAUCCACAGAGCUGCUGUGUGUUUGAGGAAAUCACCCCAAAGAUCUCCAAAGACUGCAGCUCUAACUUGGAACUCUUCCAGCACCAGAACCCCGGAGCCGAGCUAAAGGCUCAUCAGACCUGCAGGGACGCAGGCCUUCAUCAUCCAUCAUCAGGCCGGUACUGAGGUUCAAAGUCUCUUUCUAGUGUUCUCAGUUUCAGGAGUUAGGGAAAGGUGUGUUAGAUUCAAGUUUGAUUUCCUUUGAUUGCUGCUGCUGGAUUGAGCUGUUACUGAGCAUUAAAAAAGCGUGUAGCAUGUUUGAGAAGUUGUGAACAUUCAGCUAAUGUGUCGGUCUGAUGUUCUUCGAUGUCACUGCAGUGGUCAGCUACCUAAAAGCCAUUUUCUUGUGUUUCUUGUGGAUUUUUAUGUUAUAAAUGCACACAGACCACUGAAGUGGACAUGAGUGCGUCAUACAACACACUGCUACUACUGGGCAUCCAGUGCAAGUGCAAGAAAAUUUUUGUUAAAUCCAAUAUGGCAGACAGACGAAAAAGCAACACAGGAAUAUCCCGUUUUUACUGCAGAGGACUCUUGCAGAUUGGAGAACAUGUGGUGGUGCCGACCGCUGGUCCUCUUGCCUCCCAUCCUCUCCACGUUUACUGCUGCUGGACUUUGGGUUGUGUACUUCAUAGCUCGCCACAACGGGAAAGUGCUGCCUCUGACCUCAGCAUACAGAAAGGGAAAUGGAUCUGCAUAUCCUCCCUACAUAAGCUUCACAGGGAAUUUCCCCCCAGCCAGCUGCUACUUCAGUGAGAUCUUGAACCUGACAGCGUUCGCAGCAUUUGUCGUGGGCAUCCUCAGGUACUUUCAGGUGAAGACCAAACUAGACAAGCGGUGGCUGAACAUUUUCAGUCUGGUGUGUUUCUCCGUCGCCUGUUUUGGGAUGACGAUUGUGGGAAACUUCCAGCUCCUUGAGAUGUGGGUGAUUCAUAACGGGGGCACGUUGCUGGCGUUUGGACUGGGCAACUUGUACUGCUGGCUUCAGUCUUACAUCACCUGGAAAGUUAACCUGAACAACCAGGGGAAGGUCUUUGCUAUCGGCCGUGUGGUGCUGUCUGCAGCCAUCACCUUCUGCAUUAUACUGCAGCGUGUCCUGGUUGUUAUCCCCCACAUGCACACGGUUCGCUGCCAGUGGGCCGUGGUCAUGCUCUUCCUCAUAUACAUCAGCACUUUUGCCAUCGACUUUCGUCACUGCCGCUUUGAGGUGGUGUGCAGAGACACGGUGGAGCGUAAAGAUUGCCGUGAAGAUCCUGAUGGCUAUCCCGAUGGCAAAGAGCUGGAGCCAGAGCUAUAGGAGUGCCACAAGGUCUUGUGUUUGAACACCUGCAGAUGGUGAACAUAUCUCACUAUUCAAGUUGGUUGCAAUGUCAUGUUACAAUGUUAUGCUUUGUUUUAAUGUUUCACACACACACAUGAUAUAUUGAGAUGUUUUAAUAAGAUACUUGAUACAGCUUCAUGUCUACAUCGAAGAAAGUUUGGUUAUUUUUUCUAACUGGUGCUGAUCACCGCUAAGCUGUGUGUGACACCACGAUCCUGCAAUGAUGGAAGGCAGACAGGCUGGCUUGUAUAAAUCAGAUUGAAUCAAUGCAACAGCUGAAUCACAGUGUGGGAAAAUAAAUUAAAUAAGUCAGGAACUGAGCCUGGAUUUUAUUAAAUGUAUCACAGAAUAGAGAUACCAAACCAUUUGGUGGUUUGGUAUCAUUGAAACGGGGAGACACGGGGUUAAAGAACAAUGUGUGAGCUCUAAAAUUUUUUAUUGGAUUAUAAUGUGUGAAACUGUGGACAAGUAGACAGAGGAAAAGUAGAACUCAUUAGGCAAUGAGGUUCUGGACUGAAUCCUUUGAAAAUGUUGACCUCCUUGUUAUAGGAAGUCAACAUGUGACUGGAUUAGCUUUGGUAAAAAUAUCACACCACCAAACUGGAAGGGAUGCCAAACAAAAGGAUUAUUUUCAAUUUUUAAAGCUGGAAAGUGUUCUGUUAAUAAGUUGAGAUUUUCAUGACAGAAACAAUGUGUACCUUUAUUUUCAAUUAAAAGAAUGUAUGUUACUACUACAGUGUUGUACUUUAUUUCUAUUCUCUUUUGUUCUGCAUUUGUCAUAUUGGUGAAAGGUUCAUUCAAUUCAGCAGGGAAAUAUUUCAGAUGUUUAUUUCAAUCAUUCUGGCUUACAGCUACGAAAAACUAAAAAUCUGUUUUACUAAUUCUGAGUGUUAAAUACAUAAGACGAAUAAAAAAAUAAGUAACCGACACCUUCCACGUUGAGGAGAAAACCACAAAAAGUUAUUAAAGCUGGAUGUUCCAUUGAUGUAUCCAAGCAUAUUAGAUAGGGUAGAAAGUUGAGUGGAAGGAAAAAGUGUCCGAGUGAAAUAAGAUGGAAUCUUUUAUUCUUUAUUGUACAUCUGUGUCUCUGUUUAAACCUGGUUCAUACAAAAUUUUAUGUAUCCCCUACUUAUAACAAUGACACUGAGUAGCUGUUAGCUAAAAGCUCAUUCCGCUAACAGCUAAUUAGUUGCUCUUAGCAACUUCGCCGAAACUGUCGACGAAGAUGCCGACAGUUUCCUGCUAGUAAAAGUUUAGAUAUUCAAUCAUAGCAUACCCAGAGUCUUGUCAAAUAAACAAAAUAAAUGGUUUUCAUAGUUUCAUUUUAAAACUGUUCAAACUAAAGAGACGCAGGCGUCUUGUGUGAGAGAAAAGGUGUUUAUUUCUGGAUUAGUACCGACUCCGUUUACACAUUUGAUCGUCACUCCAGCAUCGUUUCGCUCCUCCGUUACAGACGACACACACAUGGCACACGUUAAGACAGACACUGUCCGCCUGAGGCGGGGUUGAGUUAAGACUUUCACUCCGCCGCGGCGGAGCGCUUCUACACUCUAAAACACGACUACAGGUCCCGACUGAAGCGCGUCUCGUAGUCGCACAGGCAGACGACGUUUUACAAAAUGGGAACGGUUACAUCACGCUCGUACACAAACAGCUGGAAAGUGGCAGUCAGACACACGGUUCAAACGUCAAGUAGUAACCUCACAGUUUCUGCGAUUGUACAGCACCUAUCCACAGUCUCACCGUCCCAUUCGGGUUGCCAUGACACCGACCUCCCGCUUCAGGUCGUUACAUCACUCUGUACAAAUGAAGGCGGCAUUCCUGCCGUGAUUUCAGGGAUACAAAACGCCAAGCAAACAGUCUUCAGCUUUUCCACAUUUUGUCAAACUUCUAUGUAUUGUAUGGAAUAGACCAACAAAAAAAAGGUGCAAAUAAUAGUAAAGUGGAAUUAUUUUGCAGCACCUUUUACAUAAAUUUGUGAUUUUUUUAAAGCUUUAUUUUCAAUUUUUUACAUGGUCUUGUAAAAAAUGUUAAUGUUGCACAUAACCUUCCCUUUCCUCUGAUUUUCUCAAGUUGUAAUCUUUCCUUUCUCAGAAAAAACCGACUUCUGUAGAGAAACGAAAAAGGAAUGACUGACGAGCAACAAGUUUAAUAUGACAGAAUUGUAAGGGUUAACUCGUCUUAGCUUAAGGUGGAGAGUUGCAGCGGUCGGUCAGAAAAAGAUGAAACUUAAAAUGAAGCAAUUGGUUCGAUUUGCAGACAAGUUGCAACGAUUGGUGAAAAUUGCAAGAACGACGACUGAGUUUGCAUUCAUAGUAUCUCCCUGUAGAGACGGAGAAAUCCAGACGUUCUGUGAAAGUGUCACAGGUUCGUUAGAGAACAAACAGGAUGUUUAAAGAUGUUAUAGAUGUUUAAAGGUCUGUUGGGCCUUCACUUUAAAAAAAAAAAAAAAAAAUUUAAAGAGCAA